GUUCGCCCAAGUUCCCCUAUUGGAGGUAUCUCUUCACGCUAUCUCCAACGUCAACCCGACGCCCUCAAGUACUCAGAGAUCAAGAAGUCGCCAAAGUGGCGGUCACGCAAGACCCAAAUAUCAUCAGCCGAACGUUUCCAAUGAUUCAAUAACACCAGUGGCUUCCUACUCUCUUUUCGCUACUCUGCAACACAAGUGUCGCCAGGAUUUUGUACCCAGUGAGCCUUGGUGCUCGACUUGUCGCCCGUCUUUUGAUUCGGAGCCAAGAUUAAAUUCUCUUGGCCAAAAUGCCUACUCUAGACACAUCCAACUUCAACAUCGUCUGCGCGACGCUUGGUGGAUUUAUCACGAUGUUUGGCCUCGUGUCCUAUCUCUUCAAGGAGAAGUUUUACCUCUCUGAAGCUUUGAUAUCCUCCAUUUUUGGGAUAAUCUUCGGACCCCAUGCCGCCAACUUUAUCCGCCCUGAGGAAUAUGCCAUCAGAUCAACAGACACACUCAAUACCAUAAAUCUGUACUUUACGCGGUUGGUCUUGGGUGUGCAGCUGGUUCUGGCGGGUGUACAGCUGCCCUCCAAAUACUUGCAAAAGGAAUGGAAGAGUCUAUCGCUUUUGCUUGGUCCGGGUAUGACAGUUAUGUGGCUCGUAACAAGCCUGCUUGUCUGGGCUUUCGUACCGCACAUGAGCUUUCUCUAUGCGCUCGCUGUCGGUGCAUGCGUCACACCAACGGAUCCCGUUCUGUCCAACUCGAUCGUCAAGGGAAAGUUUGCCGAUAAGAAUAUCCCAAAAGAACUGGCAAAACUGAUCAUCGCCGAGUCUGGUGCUAACGAUGGCCUGGGAUAUCCGUUUCUUUUCCUUCCAUUGUAUUUGAUCAAGUACGUCGGUCACGGAGGUGAUGGGCAGACAGGAGGUGCCGGCAAAGCUAUGGGACUUUGGUUCGCUGAGACGUGGGCCUAUACUAUACUCCUGAGCAUUGCCUAUGGCGCUGUAGUAGGCUGGUUUGCCAAAGAACUGUUGCACUGGGCAGAAAGAAACAGAUAUGUCGAUAGGGAGAGCUUUUUGGUUUUCUCUAUCGCUCUUGCUCUCUUUAUUGUCGGCACAGUCGGCAUGAUAGGAAGCGAUGAUGUUCUAGCCUGCUUUAUUGCCGGCAACGUCUUCACUUGGGAUGACUGGUUCCGCCUCGAGACCGUCGAUGACUCUCUUCAACCAACCAUCGAUAUGCUUCUCAACGUCAGCAUCUUCAUCUGGUUUGGUGCAGUUUGCCCUUGGCCAUCUUUUGGUCUUAGUCCAGUCAUCCCAGCCUAUCGCCUGGUAUUCCUGGGAAUCUUGGUCCUCCUGUUACGUCGGCUUCCAAUUGUGUUCGCCAUGCAUAAGUUAAUUCCACAGAUAGAGCAGCCUCGCCAAGGACUAUUCGUCGGCUUCUUUGGACCCAUUGGCGUCAGCGCGAUCUUCUACCUGUACAUCAGCCUCGAGUUUCUAGAAGGAAUCACAGUCGAUGGCGAGAUCCGCCCCGAUGCCGAGCACCUCGCCGAGGUCAUGAGGGUUGUUAUCUGGUUUCUGGCAAUCUGUAGCAUUUUUGUCCACGGACUCAGUAUCCCCGUCGGAAAGCUGGGCAUCCUCAUCCCGCGGACCAUUUCAAGAGGUAUCAGCGCUGAUAAGGACCAAGAAGAGCCCGCGCCCUUCCGCAUCCGCAUGCAUACUGGGCAUGAAAUGGACAACAUUCUCAGAAACCGUCGUUCUGGAGUAUCGACACCGCGCUCCAACAGCCCGAGGCCGAUCUAUAAGAUUGGUGGUAGCAUCGCGAAGGGCCGUGACAGCCAGAAGAAGGGCAAAUCGCCCUCUCCAGAGCUUAACCGGCCUGUUGAUGGUAUAUCCAUGGCAGAGGAAGGCAACUCGCCUGACCGUGUCGAGGAUACGGCGCUCAGAGCUCAUUCGAUUCGCUUUGCCGACCGCAUGAGCAACUAAGCAUAGUUGGAUGAGAAAGGAAAGGACAAGUCAUACUGUUCCUUUUCGCACUGAGCAUGAGUUGUUCUGCUACAACUAAGCCAAGGAACAAAAGGACAUGACAACGAAUCUGCUCCUAGUUGCCAACAUCGAUCGAGCAUCACUUUUAAAGUACUCGUACGAAAGGGCCCUUGGACUUACUGGGCGCUAAUGAUUUCAUUUCUGGGCUCUGCUCAAUAAAUUUCCUAGAAAAACUUUCUUUCUUUCUUCCAAGGAUUUUGCGGUUAGAACGUUCACUACUUUUCGCACUUUGAUUUUGGGUCUCAACAUAUAAAGUCGUUUCUUACGGCGUUCCGCUCUUUACCAAUGAAUUCUCGCGUCGCAUGGUUAUCUUAAAGUCUUUAAACUCUUUGUUGUGCCAGC
Aplosporella prunicola CBS 121167 is the source of this 2363-nucleotide messenger RNA. RefSeq lists its product as uncharacterized. Gene Ontology annotation, molecular function: sodium:proton antiporter activity. Lineage: Eukaryota; Fungi; Ascomycota; Dothideomycetes; Botryosphaeriales; Aplosporellaceae. The transcript is spliced from 5 exons. Gene Ontology annotation, biological process: regulation of membrane potential; proton export across plasma membrane; sodium ion export across plasma membrane. The record is from RefSeq and is a predicted model, not a curated record. The coding region runs from base 288 to 1961 and encodes 557 amino acids. Gene Ontology annotation, cellular component: plasma membrane.